AAAGCACAAGGGUUGGCCAAUAGAAUUAGCCAAGCUCAAAAUGAACCAGAAACGGAUGCUUUUCAAAAGCGUAUAAUACCUUAGUAACUCGACUUGUAAGAUUAGCUUUCGUUUAACCGAAAGUGACGGAAAUUAGCCGAGCAUGCUGAAAUAAUGCUUGGUUUAUCGAGGUAGCUAACAUUAUGAAAUACCCCCAAGGUCUGAAUUCAAAUCCAAUGCCUUAAGACAACCUCAAAUCAAACCUGCUUUUUAAACGUAUAUUUAUUUAGCAUUCCAUGUGUUUCCGCCCUUCCACCCUUCUCCCCGUCACCUAUAUUCCUUGUCUUUUGUGUAAGGGAGGGGCAGGGCAUCGUGUCAGUUACUCGCCACACAUGUUUGCAACAUGCUCAAAAUGCAUUCGACAUUCAGCUCAGUUAACCGUGGGGAAACUUGCUCUCUCCUGCCAAAUUUAAGGAUCUUUGUUACAGUCUGGCUUCUAGAUCCGAACAGCGAAAACGGAACUCUAAAUUUUAUCUCCAUCAACGGAUUUGAAUAGUGCACUGGACAGGAAGCCUGGACAAAAGCGAGUCCUCACAGGUUUUUUUUGCUGUAAUCACAUGAAGGCUGAAAUGAGACUGAACUGGGAGACUUGAAGACGGAUGCUCUAUUGAAUUCUAAGCUCAAGUUAUUGAUCAUUAUCAUCAGUAAACAGCUCUGUUAUUCACUGCAGUAGCACUGGGUCUCAGAAAAGGAACAUUGCGUUAAAGAAGGAAUGUUAUUCAUGCAUCCCUUGAACUCCUGAAUGUUCAUGAUGGUAGUGAGUUUAGCAAGAAGAGACAUAAGGAUGGAAAGUGUGGUGUGGCACUCUAUCCCAGCCUGUUCCCUUUUCCUUCUGACCAUCAUCUUUUUCAAAGCUGUUUCAGUGCAAAGAGCUGAGGAAGAUCUUACACCACGGCUAAGUUUUAUAUAUGAUACAGAAGACAGGCUAGCCAAGAGGUUUUCACCUGUUGGAGUGUUCAACUUUACCACUAUGCUCCUGAGCCCAGGAGAUAACACUUUAUACAUAGGUGCACGAGAAGUUCUGUUUGCACUUAAUCUCAGCGAUAUCAGCAGAUUGCAACUGCACCGCAAUAUCACGUGGAGCACACCAAAAAGAAAACGAGAAGAGUGUAGCUUUAAAGGCAAAAAUCUACACACCGACUGUUUCAAUUAUAUUAAGAUUUUACUGCGUGUAAAUGCCACUCAUCUAUAUGUGUGUGGAACUUAUGCCUUCAGCCCUGUUUGUGCUCACAUUAACACAAAGGAAUUCUCUCUGGUACGCAGCAGUACAGGGGAUAUUGUGACAGAGGAUGGUCGCAAUCACUGCCCUUAUAAUCCAGAAUAUAAAUCCACUGCCAUCAUGGCUGGUGGAGAUUUGUAUGCUGCCACCAUCAGCAAUUUUCAAGGGAAUGAGCCCAUCAUUUAUAAAAGUUUUGGUCGGGGCACUACCUUAAAGACAGAAAACUCAUUGAACUGGCUUGAAGACCCAGCUUUUGUAGGCUCUGCCUUCAUCCAGGAGAGCCUCCCAAAAGGCAACGCAGUGGGUGAUGAUGAUAAAAUUUACUUUUUCUUCAGCGAAGCAGGAAAAGAGUUUAAUUUCUUCGACAACACUAUUGUUUCACGUAUUGCUCGUGUGUGUAAGGAUGAUAAAGGAGGAGAGAGAGUCCUGCAGAAAAAGUGGACCACCUUUCUAAAAGCACAGCUCCUCUGCUCAUUGCCUGGUGAUGGCUUCCCUUUUAACAUCAUUCAAGACAUAUUUGUCUUGACACCCAGUAAGGAGGACUGGAAGAGCACUGUGUUCUAUGGAGUUUUCACAUCUCAAUGGUAUAAAACAGCAAUUGGAAGCUCCGCUGUGUGCACCUUUACCAUGAGUCAAGUGGAGGAGGUGUUCAAUGGUCGCUAUCGGGAAGUUAACAGGGAAACACAGCAGUGGUAUACCUAUAAUAACCCUAUCCCAGAACCCAGACCUGGAUCGUGCAUCACCAAUGCAGCUCGCGCUCAUGGCAUGUUCUCCUCACUGCACAUGCCAGAUAAGGUGCUGAACUUUGUAAAGGAUCACUUCUUGAUGGAUAAUGUGAUUCGAGGCCAACCAUUACUGAUUCAAAAAAAUGUGCAUUAUAUACAAAUCACUGUCCAUCGUGUCCAGGCUGUACACAGUGCCUACAAUGUGCUUUUUUUGGGUACAGAUGAUGGCAGACUUCACAAAGCCAUUAACUCCAAGGGAAAGAUGCACAUCAUUGAGGAGCUGAAGCUUUUUCUAGAACCACAGCCUGUACAGAACAUCAUUCUAGAUGCUGAAAAGGGUGUGUUGUAUGUGUCCUCUUACUCCAUACUGGUGGAAAUACCUGUUGCUAAUUGCUCCAACCACAAGAGCUGUGAGGAGUGUAUUCUCACCAGAGACCCUUACUGUGGCUGGACAAGGGGGCAGUGUUUGGAUGUCAGACAUGCAUCAUCUAAAAGUAAAAUUCUGCAAGAUAUAGAAGAUGCCAACAUAGCCAUAUGUGAUGAGGCCCUGCCCAAAUCCUACUCUGCACUUUCAUCCAUACGUAUUCUUCCAUGUCAAGUGAUCAGAAUCCCAGCAAACACAUUUCAAGUACUGCCAUGUAAGUUGCGCUCUAACUUAGCUGAAAGACGAUGGGAGUAUAGCAAGGGUGCUGGGCGCUUUCUCUAUCCAAGCUCUGAUGGGGGGCUGGUUGUAGUAGCCCAAACAGAUAGGGAUGAAUUCUAUGAAUGUUGGUCAGUAGAAAAGGGCUUUUGGCAGCCCCUGGCCAAUUACUGUGUGAAGGCAGAGCCACAACAUGAGAGCACAACACCUACUGGUAGCUCGAACACCCCACUGAUGCCCAAGGAGGAACCAGUGAUCCUUCCAGGUGAUGCUCGCUCCUCACUGGUAGAGAACAAAAGCUACUGGAAUGAGCUCAUUGUGGUAUGUACGCUGCUGGGCUUCUCUCUCCUUGUCUUUUCAUUGUGUUUAAUCUACCGAAAUAGGGACCGCAUGAAAACCAUGUUAAAGCAGAGCGAGUGUCCCAACAUGCAGCAGAAAAAGGCACAAAUGGCAGGAAAGCCCACUGAAAGUCUACCACUGAAUGGUAACAAUGUCCCUUCUUCAGUAGCAGACCAUAAGGGAUACCAGACACUGCAUGACAACUACUUCUGCAAUACACCAACUCAAGAGUGUUCCUCACCUGAGAACAGCAAAAGUUUCUCAGAAUCAGAACAGCACUUAAAGGACACUUGUGUAGAGAUAUCACCCACCUGCCCUCGUCCUCGAGUACGACUUGGUUCACAGAUCAAAGAUUCUGUCAUUUGAGACUCUAGAUGCAAAUAGCAACAUCAGAGACAAUUAACACUGACAAUAAAGUGAUGUGGAGGGAAUUGACAGCACCAUAAGACACACAGCAAAGACUUGAAACCCAUUUCUGUUGAAUGUUUCAAAGAAUAUUUGUAUUAUUUUUUUACACUUCUACUUAUGUCUUGGUAAUGUCCACAUUCUCUGUCACUGAUGUACAUUUCUUGGCUCAAAAUACAAGAGACGGGCAAACCGAUAACUCUUAAAACAGCAUUUAAAGCUAUAUGAUCAUAGAAAUAUGAUGUGCUGAUGUAAUGCCAAUGGAACAUUUGAUAUCUACUUCAUCUAAAUCACCACACAUUAUGGGUGCUUUCAGGGAUUACUCUUCUGACAACCUUGCUUAUGCCAUUUGAUGAUUAAUUACAUUUUCAUUUACAUUUACAGCAUUUGGCAGACGCCCUUAUCCAGAGUGAUGUACAUAAGUGCUUAAAUCUCUAACAAUGAAUACAUUAAUUAAUACAUUAAUUUCACCAGUGCAGAGUGUCAGAAUCCUAUACAGUUCCAUAUGUCUAAAUGUUGUAUUGUAAAUCAGCAUAGAUAGUGUAAAUGUGAAAAAGCUUAAAUUAAAAGCCAUCCAUGAUCAUGAUAUACAGUUGUGCACAUCAGUAACCUGAUAAACCUGUUUUAGCAGUAGUGAUACUUCAAUGCAAAUAAUUUUUCUUGUAGAUGUUUUCUUGUAGAUGUAGAUUUUUUUUAAGCUUACCCAACUGCCAUGAUAGUCUUGGUUCUGAGUAAUUGACUCAUUCAAUGAAAGGGGUGUGUUCAAAAUAGUAGCAGUGUAGAGUUUAAUUAGAGAACCUUUUCAUUGAAGAACUUCCACACAUUAUAUUGCCUUCUGAAUUGCUAAGUAAAAUAAUAAGAUGUUUGACUGAAGCUAAGCUAUCAGCAAGAAACUCCCAUAAAGCACCAUUGUUUAAAAAACUGCCAUGUGCAGAUUCAUUUAAAAAUUUACCAAUGAUCACAUUAAUUGGCCCAAAGAGAAAUGGUGCAACUGAUCCAUAACCCCUGGAUCAGUUUGUAUUGAUCAAAAUACAGAGAAGAGCCAAAGAGGAAAUGUUUCAACAAGACAAUGACCCCAAACACACAAGUAAGCAAGCAACAUCUAAGUUCCAGACAAAAAGGAUUGAGGUAAUGGAUUGUCGAGUUCAAUCCCCGGACCUUAACCCCGUAGAAAAAUUGCUGGAUGACAUUAAAAUGCAAAUAAUCAAAACCCAAAAAAAUCACAGGAACUGUGAAAUGUAGUUAAUUCAUUCUGGGAUGAAAUACCUGUUUUUUAGGUGCCAGAAGUUGGUUGCCUCCAUGCAACACAGAUGUGCAGCAGUUCAUAAAAACGAUGGUUAUGCAACUAAAUAUUAGUUCAGUAAUUUGUAAUAAGUGAAGUUAAAUCUUGAAAUAAAAAUCGAUUUACAACUGUGUGAAAAGGUGUUUUUUGUACCUAUUCUUUAACAUAUUAAUAUUCUUUUUUUGUUUGGUUUGCUUCCGUGAAAAGAAUAACCUUUGAUAAACAAUUUAUAAAAUUUGCCAAUGCCUUGUUUUGGAAUUGAAUUUGUAAUAUUUUGACAUCCGUUUAAAUAUUGAAACAAAAGCUAUUAAAUUAUUUGCACUUUUAUGCACAUACUGCUAUUUAUUAGAACACAACUGUAUAUGCAAGAAUCAUGGACUCAGCAAGUUAAUAGUACAGGACACAGGUAAUUUUUCAAGACAUGGAAGUCUUUUAGAAAAGCUAGCAUUAGCUUAUGACCAAAAGUUUCGUACUGUACUGCCUCUCAAUGCAACACACAUAAACUCAAGUAUUGAAAGUAAGAUUGAGGUCAUGUGGUACAGAGUGAUUAUAUUAGUGCAAAGUGCUACAUUACCUAAGAAUGCAUAUGGUACAGAGAAUUAUGGGAAAUGAAGAAGAAAAAAAAUCAAGUACCUAAGGUGGACAAAAGUAAAUAAUAUACACAUUUAAAUAAUUUAGUUUGUGGUUCAUUGUGCCAAAUUUUCUUAAUAAUAUUUUACUUUAUUGAAAUGAGGCAGUUUUGUAUUUUGAAGGACUGAGGUAAUAUAAAUGUCAUGUGAGCAACGUUUAAGAUUAAUGGGAAAAGCAACUAGUCUUGCAUGCUAACUUUUUUGAAGACAAAGAUAACUGAACAUUCCUCCUGUUAUUUCAUUUGCUUAAGUGAAUAGAUCAGUGUGUUAAAAAAAUGUAAAAUAUUUCACUGGAACUACAUGAUCACCACAAACCAAAAACUCAACAAAAUUUCUCUUUUAAGAGCAUGCAAACAUUUGUGCCAUGGACUGUAGUGAUAAAUUUACUAAAAUAAUUCCAAAACGUAAUUACUUAAAGAAAGUCUCUUGUUUAUUUUCCUAUAUGUUUAUGAUUAAUGUUAUCUGGUAUGUUUUGUAAAAAGUAGCAGCCUAGUACUGUAUUUCUACUGCCAUUGUUGUAUUGGGUGUAUGUGUAUAAAAUAUGUUCACAGAAUGUUAUGGUAACAUGGGGUUAUUUGUGUAAAAUUGGGCUGUUCUGUUUUUUCCCAUAAUGCCUUUCAAGGCACAAUUUGUGAAUCCAAGUUGGUUUCAAUUAUAAAACACAUCCUCAUAGCUUUUUAUAUGGUUGUGCACAAUCAAGUGAAUAUACAUCGACACUAACCUGCAUGCCUCCAAUGAUUUGUAUGCUACACACUCGAAUGAAAAGUAAAAGAAUUCAGUGUAGAAGAUGCCUUAGGAUUAUCAAUAAAACUCAUAAAAUAGCUCUUCAUUAUGAAUGAAUUACAUUAACUGUUUGGUCAUUUGUAAAUGUAUUAUUAUGAAUGCUCUUUUUGCAAAUCUGUCCACAAAUACACAAUAAUCUUUAACAUUACUCCAAAUGUAUAUAAUGUUUUAAGCAGAGCAUAAGGACUCUAUACUAUAUAAAGACUAUACUAUAGCUAACUACAUAUUUCUCAGAAAAAAACUCCAUCUUGCUUUAAAAUUAAUACUUUCAAUGGGAUUCAUUACAAUGAGAUAGUUACGCAAAUCUGAUUACUUUGUUUUAAAUUAGAUUAGUCAGUACCAAAGGGAAAAAUUGAACUAUUUUAACAAAAUAAUUUAAUAUCAUGGUGUGAAAAUGCAUAUACCCCAAUGAAUGUGUUAAGAGAAAGCAUGAAAUAAAUUUGUAAUGAACAGGAAUUCACCAUAAGAUAAAUCUAAUAAAUCAAAAUACAGGUAGCCACAGAAUUAUUAAUGAUUAAAAGUGAUAUUUAAGAGAAAAAAAUCCACUCUCAUAUAAUGCUGACAAAAUAGCAGCACAUAGAAAGAAAUGUCACACAAAGAAAUGUUGCACAUUUCUUUGCACAAAAAGAAUUUGCCAGGGCUCAUGUUGGCAAAGGCAAAGACUCCUGGGACUCUAUACUUUGGAGUGAUGAGACAAAGAUUAAUGUUUUUGGCUCUGAUGGGUUCCAAACUAUAUGGCAUUGCAAUGGUGAGGAGUACAAUAAAAAAAAUGCCUGGUAUGAA
Molecule: messenger RNA, 6844 nt
Organism: Tachysurus fulvidraco (yellow catfish)
Lineage: Eukaryota; Metazoa; Chordata; Actinopteri; Siluriformes; Bagridae
Gene: sema4ba
Product: sema domain, immunoglobulin domain (Ig), transmembrane domain (TM) and short cytoplasmic domain, (semaphorin) 4Ba
Exons: 15
Coding region: 782-3328 (848 amino acids)
Biological process (GO): negative regulation of axon extension involved in axon guidance; axon guidance; negative chemotaxis
Molecular function (GO): semaphorin receptor binding; chemorepellent activity
Source: RefSeq, a predicted model, not a curated record